Cyanistes caeruleus (blue tit) is the source of this 1974-nucleotide messenger RNA. RefSeq names its product spermatogenesis associated 22 (gene SPATA22). Gene Ontology annotation, biological process: regulation of meiotic cell cycle; homologous chromosome pairing at meiosis; meiotic DNA repair synthesis. Lineage: Eukaryota; Metazoa; Chordata; Aves; Passeriformes; Paridae. The record is from RefSeq and is a predicted model, not a curated record.
UCCGUUAUUUUUGGCGGGCUUCGCCUCAGGGCUUCGCCUCAGCCCCGUCCCUCAGCGCUGACCCUCAGCCCCGUCCCUCAGCGCUGACCCUCAGCGCUGUCCCCCAACCCGCAAAUCUGGAGUAAACAAUACAUUGUUGCUGGUUAAGAUUCAGCAAAGAAAUGAAAAGGAGUUCAGCUGACACCUUGGCUCGCAGCACAGCAGGUUGUCUGCCUGUACCAUUGUUCAAUCAGAAAAAAAGAACUAGACAGCCCCUUACUUCAAAUCCACUUAAAAAUGAACCAGGUACUGAUUCUGGAACUUGUAGUUAUGACUUCUCUUCCUCAUCAUUAGGCUGGGGGACUGCAAACCCAGAAGUGGAUGAACUGCAGAAAGCAGCCAACAGUGGCCAAGCAGAACAUCCGAUGGCUCCUUCCCUUAUGAAACCACCAAAAACAUCAAAGUUUAAUUUAGCAAAUGCUGGAAAAAACUUUCCUGCCUGCAGGAACAGAAAUGAAUAUACUCCUUUAGGUAACACAACAAAUUCAAGACCUGAUAAUGGAACUUCUCGAAAGUUUGAGAACUUUUCAAGCAGUUUGAAAACUGUCCAGCAGCAAAAACACCCUGACAGUCAUAACCCAUCUCAGCUCAUCAAAACAGACACAUCCAAAGGACAGUGGCCAGUGAAACCCAACACUGUGGCAAGAAGUCUCCACGAUCAUAGUCCAGCGUAUAAAUUUAACUACAAUACUCAGCAAAAUAAAAUCAAUGAAAACCAAUUUGAUUGUGUCCCAGAAGAUAAAAGUCAGGAAAUUUCAUCAUCUCAAGUAAAAACUAAAAUAAAAAAGAAUUCUUUGCGAAUCCUGUCUGCAGUCAUUCAAAGUGUGAGGCACUGGAGCCAAUAUGCCUAUAAAACUGCACUGUUAUUUGAAGUUUUAGGCACACUGGAUUCUGCAGUCACACCUGGAGCAUAUGGGGCAAAGAAUUUUCUUCUGAGAGAUGGAAAGGAGACCCUGCCUUGUGUGUUUUAUGAAAUUGACCGUGAGCUUCCACGACUCAUUAGAGGUCGAGUGCACAGGUGCAUGGGAACCUAUGAUGCAAAAAGGAACAUUUUCAAGUGCGUCUCUGUAAGACCAGCAACUGCUCAAGAACAGAACACUUUCCAAGACUUUGUUAAAGUUGCAGAUGUUGAGAUGACAGCAUAUAUAAAAACUGUGAAUGAAAUGUAGAAGUCAAAAUGGUUGUCCAAAGCCCAGUUUUAUCUAAUUGUUACUCAUAAGGACUGGACAUGCUACAUUUACCAAAACUACCAGUGAAAAUCUGGUUAAACAUUUGAAAAUCUCACUGUGUUGUGUUAUCCAGCAAAUGCUGUGUGGUGUUCAAUGAGUUCCCAUUUAUGUGUUAACUGAUACAUGUUUCUUUUAAAAAAAUAAAUAGCCAGUAUAAUACCUGUAUAAAAUAACAACAGACCCUCAAGCUGUAGGAAGAUUCCCAAGGACACAGAGGAAGUAGAAAAGAAAGAAUUAUUUGAACACAGAACUUCCUUGCCUUUACCAUAGUAACAUCUUUUAUGGAGGAUGGACCAUGUACAUGUUUACAUGCCUUUGCCUUUCAACGUUAACUUUGAUAGAUUAUUCCUGCUGUUCCUAUUUCCUUUUCCCCUACUUCAGAAGCUUUGUAGCAGAUCUCUUGGGAAUUGAAAAACAAAAGCGUUGUCAAGAAAAUAGGAAACAGUAUGGGGAUUUUUUUUUAUUAUUUUAUUAUACAGUGUUGGCAAUUGGAAAUUUCACAUUUAAAAUAAUUCAAAUAUUGUAUCCAACAAGUCAAAUACAGAAAACAGUUAAUAUUCUAAAAAGGAGCCAGCUAGUCAACGCAGAAACACAUUAAUGGAAAAUACAGCUUUUAGUUACACUUAAAAAAUUAUAUAUUUAGAAUAAAACUUGAACCCGGUCCAGCAAAUUGUAACAGGAAAACGCUUUUACACAAUUUAACACG